UACCCCCUGAAGGCGCUGGCGAGAGCCUGACGAUAUGACAAGGGCGAGGGCGAGACCCCGGUGGUGAUUAAGUUUGUGUGUUUAUAAAGGGCCGUGGGCUGCUGCCCUGGGAGGUUCUUAGCUGACUAGUGGAAUAUAUACCCUUGACAACCGUACAGCGGUGUGCUGCACCUUUUUUACUUGAUACAAACCACUCUCUCUUGACUUUCACUCGCCAUCCUCUCUUACAAGAGCCAUUGUCGACAGUUACAUAUAUAUAUUUGUAUAAACUCCCACACAAUAUUCUAUCUCUCGCUUGGGAUAACUUGGUACAGAAUAUGCUUCAGGGCUAGCAUGCCCAACCAAUAAUACCCAGAAAUGAAUCUUCUCGACAUAGCAAAGUCAUGCGAGGACAUCGCGCGGGGAGUCUUCAGCUUCCUCCCCCAUGUCCCAACCGCCUCAGUGGACAUCUCCGCCGUCGUAGCGGAACUCUACGCCAUCGGCGCUAGUCUCCGCUCCCUAGAUGGCUCCCACAAGACUCCCUCUCGCCGCCAGAACUUCACCCAUAUAGCUACUGACCUGGAGCUCGUGGUGCGUGCUAGUCUGAGGCAGACGCUGCGGGAUAUCUACGAUUCGUUGAGUCGGAUGAACCAGGCCAUCCAUAUAACCAACCUGCACAAUGCGGCUGCGACGGCGGCGGGGACGCCGAUAGCGGACACGAUCGCUGCGCUGCAUAAGCGGACUUGGGAUGGAUUGUGGCAUUACUUUUAUACCCAGGCUGGUUAUUCGUUGCACCUCCGGUUGAAGUAUUAUAAGCAAAUGCUCGAAGAGAUGUCGGCCAUUGCGCAAGGAGAGGUGGCGGAUGAGGUUAUGCUAGCUAGCUGUCGAGCAGCCAUUACUACGCUGCGUGUAAUCCAGGACAGGCAGGUUGCUAUCCAGGCCCAGCAGGAAGUCCAGAAACAACACCAGCAACAUCAUCAUCACCAACAACAGCAUCAGAUGCCAGGACAAUUUCCACAACAGCCGCCAUUUCAUCAUCAUCAUCCUCACCAUCCCCACGUAUCAGCUGCUGUGCCUCCCGUACCUCCGCCGCCCCCUCCACCACCGCCGCCUCCUGCUCCAGGGGUGCCAGGUGUUACUCCAGUUGCCAUGCCUCGCGCAGUAAGCCCCGAUGACUCAUUGGAGCAUAUCUUAGAUCCUCCAAGGGCACCUGAGCCGCCAAAACGGAAAUCAUCAAUGAAAAAGGCUGGUUCCUUUGAGCGACAGAGACCGAACAGAAAGGAACAUCGUGAUUCCAUCCACUGGUCCAACCCGACUAGUCCCAAGUCCCCUGUUGACUCAAGUAGUGAUACCAUGUCAUUGUCCUCCAACUCUUUUAAACACUGGGCUAUGAAAGUCUACAGCUCUGUCGCUACCUCAACCCCCUUGCGAUCCACAGGAGAUAUGUAA
Trichophyton rubrum CBS 118892 is the source of this 1428-nucleotide messenger RNA. RefSeq lists its product as uncharacterized. The coding region runs from base 358 to 1428 and encodes 356 amino acids. The transcript has 2 exons. The record is from RefSeq and is a predicted model, not a curated record. Lineage: Eukaryota; Fungi; Ascomycota; Eurotiomycetes; Onygenales; Arthrodermataceae.